Molecule: messenger RNA, 926 nt
Organism: Ananas comosus (pineapple)
Lineage: Eukaryota; Viridiplantae; Streptophyta; Magnoliopsida; Poales; Bromeliaceae
Product: peroxidase 60-like
Exons: 4
Coding region: 6-926 (306 amino acids)
Biological process (GO): hydrogen peroxide catabolic process; response to oxidative stress
Cellular component (GO): plant-type cell wall; plasmodesma
Molecular function (GO): peroxidase activity; heme binding
Source: RefSeq, a predicted model, not a curated record
CAAAGAUGGUGUCCCGCGGAGCGGCUGUGAUCUUUGCCCUGCUCGCGCUGAACCUCGCCGUGUCGUGCCAGGCUAGCUUGCAGUAUGGAUUCUACAAGGGCAAGUGUAAGAACCAGGAUGUUGAGACCAUCAUCCGAAACAUCGUGACCGCGAGUUGGUUCGGAGACCAAAAGAUCGUCGCGGGCCUCCUGCGGCUGCAGUUCCACGAUUGCUUCGUUCGCGGUUGCGACGCGUCGUUGCUCUUGGACGGGCCGACGAGCGAGAAAACCGCAUUCCCGAACCUGACGGUGUUCGGCUACGACCUCAUCGAUCAAAUAAAGGCGGCCUUGGAGUCGGCCUGCCCCGGCGUGGUCUCGUGCGCCGAUAUCAUCAUCGCUGCAACCAGGGACGCCGUCGUAUUGGCUGGGGGCCAAAAGUAUGAGGUGCAACUAGGAAGGAGGGAUGGGACGGUGUCGCAAGCUUCACUAGUCAAUCUCCCGGCUCCCGAGAUUUCCGUUGCCGCUGCAAUCCAAUUCUACGCUCAGAGAGGGUUCGGUACCCGUGACAUGGUUCUUCUACUAGGUGUUCACACAGUGGGAGUCACUCACUGCUCCAUCGUCAACAACCGUCUCUAUAACUGGAACGGGUCGGGCAAGCCGGAGCCGAACAUGGACCCGUUCUACGUGAUGGUACUCCAGAACGUGGCGUGCCCGAUUGGCCAGACCUUCGACAACUUCGUCUUCCUCGACGACCCGUCCAGCGUCCUCAAAGUCGACAACAGCUACUACAACCAGCUCCUCAGGAAGAGAGGGAUCCUCCCCAUUGAUCAGGCCCUAGCGUUGGACCCCACCACUAAGCCCAUAGUCCAACAAUUGGCCGGUAACAAUUGGACUCUUCCUCACCCAAUUGGUCAAGGCCCUGGUCAAAAUGGGUGCGUUCAGGUCUAA